AUGGCUGACGACUUCGUAAUCGAGGCAUUCACCCUCCUCGCCAUCGCCAUCACGGCGAUCAUCUUCCGCGUCGUCGCACGAUGGGUCACGGCGGGGCCGAAGAAUCUCAUGCUGGAUGAUUAUCUGAUGCCCGUGGCGGGGGUGGUGUAUGGUCUCGAGACCGGGGCGGCGUACUGCGUCAGUGCGUGGUGGAUGGGACUGGCCAAUAAUUCCAUGACGGCGGCGGAGCGCGCAGCGCUGUCGCCAUCGUCGCAUGAAUACCAUCUUCGGGUGGGAGGGUCGAAAACACAGGUGCUGGGGUGGUCGUUGUAUACGACGUUGUUGUGGUUGUUGAAGACUUGUAUGGCGGUGUUUUAUUCCCGAUUAACGGCCGGUUUGAUCAACAUGCACCUCCGCAUCCGCAUUGCGUACCUCGUCAUCGGAGUCACCUACAUCGCUGUCAUUCUCAGCAUCCUCCUCGGCUGUCACCCCCUGCACAAGAACUGGCAGAUUAACCCCGACCCCGGGAAUUACUGCCAACCGGCCGUCUCGCAUAUCGAUGUUUAUGUGACGGUCACGUUGAAUGUUGCGACGGAUUUAUAUCUCAUUUCGAUUCCGUUUCCUAUCCUCUUCAAAGCGCGUCUCCCUUGGCGUGAGAAACUCGAACUCAUCGUUCUUUUCUCCGGGGGGUUCUUUGUCAUGGCGGCGGGGAUACUUCGCUGCGUGUUGAUCGUUACGGCCGGAGCCAACGGCGCCGCCCAAGCCGGCCGGUGGGCAUGCCGCGAAACCUUCGUGGCCAUGAUCAUCGGCAACAUCCCGAUGAUCUACCCACUGUGUCGUCGUCUCGCCCGUCGCGCGGGCCUCUACAUCUCCACGAAAGGCGGCGCCAGCUCGCAAAGUUACCCGUUAUCUGAAGGCACGGGAGAUCUACACUCCAGCGAGAAUAGUAAGAAUCGACGCCGCAAGUUCCGUCAUCCGUUGUCGUUGCCGGAUACGCAGUGGGGGACGGUGAGUGAUGAGGUGGGGAUGUUGGCGACGGUGAGGGAGUGGGAGGGGGUUGGUGUAGGGGAUGGGGGGAGUGUGAGUGUGGAUGGGAGGAGUGGACGGAGUGUAGGGGAUGCAGGAGGGGGGAUUAAGGUGGUGAGGGAGACGAUUGUUAGUCGGUGA
Molecule: messenger RNA, 1146 nt
Organism: Aspergillus ibericus CBS 121593
Lineage: Eukaryota; Fungi; Ascomycota; Eurotiomycetes; Eurotiales; Aspergillaceae
Exons: 5
Coding region: 1-1146 (381 amino acids)
Source: RefSeq, a predicted model, not a curated record